Molecule: messenger RNA, 2019 nt
Organism: Verticillium alfalfae VaMs.102
Lineage: Eukaryota; Fungi; Ascomycota; Sordariomycetes; Glomerellales; Plectosphaerellaceae
Exons: 2
Coding region: 1-2019 (672 amino acids)
Biological process (GO): anatomical structure morphogenesis; negative regulation of transcription by RNA polymerase II; cell differentiation
Molecular function (GO): DNA-binding transcription factor activity, RNA polymerase II-specific; RNA polymerase II cis-regulatory region sequence-specific DNA binding
Source: RefSeq, a predicted model, not a curated record
AUGACUGGCGCUGGCCUGCCUCCGCCGCCGCCGCAGCCACAGUCCCAGUCCCAGUCCCAGCCGCAGCACCCUCAAGACCGCCGCGCAUCCUCCUCACCAGGCGACACCUCUGUCGCGUCCGUCUACUCGGCCAUGGAGCAGAGGACAGGCCGAGACACCGGUCCCAACGACGCGCCAGCGACGCCCCCGAGGACAACAGCGGCGGGGGCCCGGAGGGGGGGGAACUCCAGAAAGGACCAAAAAGGAGGGCUUGGGAACCCCCCCAAAACCCGUCCCCGAACAUUCAUACUAUACAGACAACAUCACCAGGCUCAGGUCGUCUCUGAGCACCCCGGGCUCGCCAACCCGGACAUCUCCAAGAUCAUCGGGGAGCAGUGGCGACAGCAGCCGGACAACGUCAAAGCCGGCUGGAAGAAGCUCGCCGAAGAGGAGAAGGUGCGCCACCAGCAGCAGUAUCCGGACUACCGGUACCAGCCCCGGCGCGGCCAACGUCCAACGGGACGGCCGGGCACAGCAGCGGGCGAAGACUCGGGGCGGUGUCCCAAGUGCGGAGGACGGUACAUCUCGACGCCGAGGACCCCUCAGACGCCGGUGCUGACGCCGACGGCAGCGAAACCUGCCAUGAAUCCGUACCAGGCGAGAGAUGGGAGGGCGUACGAGGGAGAGCCAUCAAGACAGGCGCUGCCGCAGGGCAGACAGACGAACCCCUAUGGCCAGGCCCACCCAGGGGAGAUGGAGGAGAACUGGGAUAUCGCCUCGCCAGCUGUCGAUGCUAAACGCCGCCGAUUCAACACGACUGGCCACUACCAGGGCAUGUCGUCGCCGAACCCGUACCAAGGUCACCAAUCCUCAAGACAUUCAAGACAGGCGUCCGCCGCAGGGGCUUCCAGUGCCGGCCAUGGCUACGGGCCAGCGCCACUACCUGGCCCGCCAGGUAUGGGCCAACCUGGUCAAGGUCCCAUGCCGCCGCCGCCUCGCCCGCCACACUCGCAACACUUCCCAGGCCAAGGUCCGGGCCGCAACCCAAAUUAUGACGAGAGUCUUCGCCUUCCGCCCCUGCAAACGCAAAUGGCUCCAAAGACGCCAUCGGGUCAAGGCGAGUCUGACAACCGUGGCGCCGACCCACUUGGGCUAGGCAUGACAGCGACGAAUCCCGUAGAUAGCCAAGCGCGAAGCACAGAGGCCGUCGUCAUGAACAUUUCGUUCCAGAGCAAGCUCAACGUGCUGAGGAAGAUCAGCCCGCCUCUGGCCCCAGCUGGGUCCGCGAGCCCAGGCGCAGAGACCCGCGGCGCGGUCAUCGCUGUCGAGGGCCCAGACGAGCGGCUCCUCGAGCAGGUCGACGCCGCGCUCCAGCGAGGCCUGUCGGAAGCCCAAGUGAUCAACCUCCAAUGCUGGCGUGACGACAGCAGCACCAUCGGCAAGACGGAAGAUGUCGUCGUCGCUGAAGGCAGCAGCUCGGCAGGUAGCAGUCGCAAGAGCAGCAUCGAGGGCGUCGCGCUGUCCGACAUGUAUGUCGACUACAUGCAGAAGCUGUCGCAGUGGCACGGCAAGUCAAAACAGAUGGUCAAGCACAUCACGACGCGAUCCGAGCAACAGCAGCGGUCAGUGCCCGUGAGGAGGGCAUCGGAAGGCGAGGUUAGCACACCGCGCGAGGAGUCAUCAUCGCCGAGCAUGAUCCCCGUCGCUCUCGUGACGGGCGGAUACAGCGCGACCAUUGCUGACCGGUACGCGUGCCGCGUGCCCAUUGUCGACUCGUACGCGCCCGUGGACCACUGGCAGUGGAUGGCGACGCUGUGGCGGGGGGUCGUUGGAGCCGACCUGGUGGUCUAUGUCAAACCGAGUGCGGAGGACGAGGUCGCGCGGCUCGGCAUGCUCGACUUUGUGGAGUCUGGCAUCAUGCUUCUCAGAAUUGCUCCAGGGAAAGGUCUUGAUGACAGGAGUUCGCGUCGUCUCUCGUUCGAAGUGAUUGAUUGGCUAUGCAGCGGGAACUACAAGAAAGAGUCAGCUGGCCCGAGCUGA